Messenger RNA from Argiope bruennichi, 1284 nucleotides. Its product is annotated as uracil-DNA glycosylase-like. Gene Ontology annotation, biological process: base-excision repair, AP site formation via deaminated base removal; base-excision repair. The record is from RefSeq and is a predicted model, not a curated record. Gene Ontology annotation, cellular component: mitochondrion; nucleus. Lineage: Eukaryota; Metazoa; Arthropoda; Arachnida; Araneae; Araneidae. The coding region runs from base 317 to 1171 and encodes 284 amino acids. The transcript is spliced from 10 exons. Gene Ontology annotation, molecular function: uracil DNA N-glycosylase activity.
UAUUUGUUAUUCCUCUGCUUUGGUGGUUCUGUGGAUAUAUUCCAUCGGAAGUGAAAUGAAAUGAAUUUCCCGCCAGAAUUUAUUGUGAAUUCCAAACAGAAGUGGAGAAGUUAAUUAAAGUUUUAGUCAAUUUAUCUAUUCAUAGGAUUCUUUGUCAGAGAAUUUACUUGCAGUCUGAAAUACUUCUUCACUGAAUGGAAAAUACGAUUUUGACAUUCUUUCUCUUUAAAAUGAUCUUGUCAAAUGUAUACCCGAUACAUUAUCUAGAUUUUCGUGCUAAGAUUUGUGUUAGUAAAAGAAAGCUUUAGUUGCCAGUAUGUCUCAGAAACUGAUUUCAUCCUACUUAACAUCACCAACUAGUCGUAAAAGAAAGCGUGAUGAGAGCGAAGAUCAGGAAAAAUUGGAUGGUAGUAAAAAUGCAGAAAAUUUAAAACCAAGUAUUGUUGCAAAUCAAAGAGCUAUAAUAGUUGAGCUGGCGAAGAAGAAUCCAGCUUUAGGUGCUAAUAUUGGAUUGACUUGGUUUAAGGCUUUAGAAGAAGAAUUCUCCAAAGAUUACUUUACAGAACUUGGAAAAUUUUUAUUUAGAGAACGGUGUUCUUACUGUAUAUAUCCACCAGAAAAUUAUGUUUAUUCAUGGACAAAUGCUGUAAAAAUACAGGAGGUUAAAGUUGUUAUUUUAGGUCAGGACCCAUACCAUGGACCCAACCAAGCUCAUGGUUUAGCAUUUAGCGUUCGAAAAGGAGUAGUAGUUCCUAAAAGUUUGGGAAACAUUUAUAAGGAACUUUCCAGUGAUAUACAAGGAUUUAAACCUCCAUCACAUGGCUAUCUUUAUGGAUGGGCUUUGCAAGGGGUGUUAUUGCUCAAUGCCUGCCUGACUGUUAGAAUGCAUUGCCCAAACUCUCAUCAAAACAAAGGUUGGGAGAACUUAACAGAUGCUGUAAUUCGAUGGAUAAAUAAUAAUUUAUCAAAUGUAGUUUUCUUGCUUUGGGGUGGAAAUGCUCAAAGAAAAUCUGAAUUGAUUAAUAAGAAAAAUCAUCUUAUCCUUGCUGCAGCUCAUCCAUCUCCCCUUUCCGCACAUAGAGGAUUCUUUGGGUGCCGCCAUUUUUCACGAACAAAUGAAUAUUUGCAGGAACAUAAUAAGAAACCUAUUGAUUGGGCCUACUUACCUUAGAGACUAUAACCUACCUAAGAAAUAUUUUUAUGUGAUAAAAUGUGAAUCUUAAAAUGCCAAUUUUAUUUCUUGUCAUUGUUAAUUAAGCUAUUUUAAAUAGCUUUCUUUUAUAU